Belonocnema kinseyi is the source of this 324-nucleotide messenger RNA. RefSeq lists its product as uncharacterized. The transcript has a single exon. NCBI's taxonomy places the organism in Eukaryota, Metazoa, Arthropoda, Insecta, Hymenoptera, Cynipidae. The record is from RefSeq and is a predicted model, not a curated record. The coding region runs from base 1 to 324 and encodes 107 amino acids.
AUGGAACCUGAUGUCUAUGCGUAUCUCGAUGAUAUAGUCAUCGUUAAUGAAAAGUGUGAAUUCGGCGGAUUGACUCUGCUUUAUCUCGAUUUCCUCGUUAAUCAGAUGGGUUUGCAGGGAGAUACGGACAAAGUCGAGCACUUUUUCUCAUACACAGCCCCAAGAACAAUUAGGCAAUUAAAACGGUUCUUGGACAUGGCAUCGUGGUACCGUCGUUUUACACCCGACUUUGCGACUGACGCGAAACCACUGAACAAACUGCUUAGAACGAACGUUCCAUGGGAAUGGGGCACCGAACAGGAAAGCGCGUUCCCUAAGCUGUAA